AAGUCCAAACACAUCUUAAGUCCAUGCAGAGGAGGGCGUGGGCACAAAAAAACACCCUCGACUGAGUCACCGGCUCAGCCUGCUGUCCAACAAAACCACCCAACACAACCAACCAACCAACCAACCAUCUCUCAUCUUCUACUAUCAACCAACCAAACAUUCAGAAGACUCAGCCGACUUGACAAAACACCACUGCUCAAACCAGACCUGAAACAACUGCCACAGCAAGCAUCACUAUCAUCAUCAUCAUCAUCAUCCAAGGAGACAGCCAGUCGCCAUAGGAAAAGAAAGAGGAGAGUGCGUGCUCGUCGAGUACAAGAUUCUAGACCCCAGCUAUCGGACGAGAUGUCAUCGGACUCCUCUUCGACUCACCGGCCUUCGCCCACCUCAGCUUCCACCUCAGCCUUUUCUUCUUCUUCCUCCUCGAGCUCGACAAACACGGCUUCAUCGACGACACCAGCGGCCAGUGGUCGGCCUGCUAAACCGGAAUCGACUAGCUCGCAUUUGGUCGAAUACUUUAUCGCCGGUGGGGCCGCUGGAGCAAUGUCAAGAACUGUAGUCUCUCCACUCGAACGCCUGAAAAUCAUCUUUCAGUGUCAAGGUCCCGGAUCGGCUAAUUAUCAGGGCAUGUGGCCUUCCUUGGUUAAGAUCGGAAGGGAAGAAGGCUGGCGUGGGUAUUUCAAAGGCAAUGGGAUUAACGUCAUUCGGAUAGCGCCUUAUUCAGCUAUUCAAUUUUCAUCAUACGAGAUAGCCAAGAAAUUAUUAUCAAGAUUUUCGUCGACGGGAGAAUUAACGACGCCAUUACGAUUGGGGGCGGGAGCGAUAGCAGGGAUCUGUUCGGUAGUCUCGACGUAUCCCUUAGAUCUAGUGCGCUCAAGACUGAGUAUAAUUUCUGCAAGCAUCGGGACGCGACGGCCGACGAAGGGAGGGGUCGAGGACCAAGGGAUGGGGAUGAUCCGGAUGAGCAUACAUGUCUACAAGCAUGAGGGAGGGAUCCGGGGGCUCUAUCGAGGCCUAGUGCCAACAGUGAUCGGAGUGGCACCCUAUGUGGGCUCGAACUUCGCCGCCUACGAGUUCCUCAAAACGUACUUCUGUCCACCCGUCUCGAUCUCCGGAAGCCGACAACAACCGGGCGUGCUCCGUAAACUCGCCUGUGGAGCCCUCGCGGGCGCCUUCUCUCAGACUAUCACCUACCCUUUGGACGUCCUCAGACGCAGGAUGCAGGUCACUGGAAUGUCAAAUAUCGGCUUCCAGUAUAACGGCGCGUGGGAUGCGACUCGUAAAAUCAUCAAGAAAGAAGGCCUCGGUGGACUCUAUAAAGGUUUAUGGCCUAACUUCCUUAAGGUAGCACCAAGUAUUGGCACUUCAUUUGUAACUUACGAAUUGGUCAGAGACUAUCUACUAUCUUAGAAAAACAACCACUAUACUUUAACCCUCUUUAUUACACUCACAUCCACACGUAAACUUGAUUUCUAGUUGUCUCUCUCUCUCUUGAUCAAAACCAUUUCUACUUCUUUUUAGCUUUUUCUAUUGAGUUUGUACAAAAUCGUACCUUCCAACCACAUAUAUCUAUAUCUACUUAUAUAUUUCUUAAACCUUAUGAAUGAAACAUCCAUCUUCUUCAUAUUAUCAUGAUCAUAGAUUUCUUUUUGAUUCUUCUUCCCAAUCUUUUUUUUUGGCUUUCUUUU
Molecule: messenger RNA, 1688 nt
Organism: Puccinia graminis f. sp. tritici CRL 75-36-700-3
Lineage: Eukaryota; Fungi; Basidiomycota; Pucciniomycetes; Pucciniales; Pucciniaceae
Exons: 4
Coding region: 346-1410 (354 amino acids)
Biological process (GO): transmembrane transport
Source: RefSeq, a predicted model, not a curated record